Messenger RNA from Betta splendens (Siamese fighting fish), 2026 nucleotides. RefSeq names its product interferon induced transmembrane protein 5 (gene ifitm5). The record is from RefSeq and is a predicted model, not a curated record. The transcript is spliced from 2 exons. Lineage: Eukaryota; Metazoa; Chordata; Actinopteri; Anabantiformes; Osphronemidae. Gene Ontology annotation, cellular component: plasma membrane. Bases 757 to 1185 code for a protein of 142 amino acids.
GUACAACGACGAUUUAGAAGGACAGCAUUUUGUUAGUACCACAAUACUUGUGGUAACUAUAAACGUCCAGCAGGGGGAGACAUCGUUCUACACUGCACACCGGUGCUCUUGGCACGGAAAUAGUUCGUUUUCAUCCACAUUUUAAAAAGUCACUCCCUUUCAUGUUGACUGGGGAAAGUUUCACCCAAAUAUGAGCAAUGCCUAUUGUCUGUCUUCCACAAGGCUCUAAAUACAAUGUUUCUGCACCGGCCUCCAACAUCAGACUGAGGUCAAUCUUGGAAACUCCAGUGUGAGUAAGAGUCAGCGUAAAAUGUCUAAAAAUAUAACUAGAGUCAGUCUUUACGCUCCUUUAAAGACCUAUCAAGUCAAUUUAAUUAUAAGCACAUUAAAAACAACAAAGAAAGCAUGUGAAGAACAGAAUCUAACGGAGUUUAGCAUUUGUGGGCUUUUACUCGAGCCACUCUGUCUUCAAAGAAGGCUCAGAGGGUGGUGGAGGGUUAUUUAUGCAGCUCUUCCUCCGUCAUCUCUUGCUGCCGUUCCUCUCCUGCACAUUUCUGUCUGUCCAGCUUUCCGUAUCUCUAUUUCGGUCUCUCUCGGGCCUGACCACAUAAUGACAGGCCUUCUGUAUAUUAAAGGACCCUGCCCAUGCAUCCCCUCCCUGUCACCUCCCUUCUCAUGGGCCUUUAUAAGUCCCUGCCAACUCAUCUGGAAGACUAGCGCUCGACGGCCACUCACCAGCAGCUGCAAACACCAGCCAUGGACAACCAUUCGUACAACUUCCCGUCGGACUGCACCCCGCUCACCAACUGCAAGUCGGCCCGGAAAGCGGGCGGCUCAACCGUGGUGAACAUGGGCAGCGCCGGUAAGAACCCUCCCCGGGACUAUCUGCUGUGGUCGCUGUGCAACACCUUGUACGUGAACUUCUGCUGCCUGGGCUUCAUGGCGCUCAUCUACUCCAUCAAGGCCAGGGAUCAGAAGACACAGGGCAACCUGCAGCUGGCCCAGGAGUGUUCAGACAAGGCCAAGUGGUACAACAUCCUGGCGGCCGGCUGGAACCUGCUGAUUCCCCUGCUCGCCGUGGUCCUGCUCGUCCUGCUGCUCGUGCACCUGGGCUCCCACCAGGGCUCCUUCGACUUCCUGGGAGAGGACGGCUUGCAGAACUUCUUGAAACUGUUCAGCUGGUAGAUGGAGGUGAAGGCAGAGCGCAUCAGUCUCAAAGUCAACGCAUUCGCACUAACUGAAGGCAGAGGACGCUCGAUUGGGUGGAGCACACGGGGCUCAAGGGAGCUCCAUCUGGAAGGAGCUCUGUAGAAGUUAAGAGUUCAUAAAAUCUGCUCAGCAUAAAAUUUUAACCAUGGUUUGUAUGUAUAAGUCGUCUUAGGGAUGCACUAGUGCACAUGAUGGUAUGAAAUAUUAGGCUAAAACAAGGUUGAAAUUGAACUAAAAUAUUUAAAUUCAUGAAACAUAAAAAAUCAAAAUAUUAAACAUAAGACAAAUGAUGUGCUCUCACAGUUGAUGUAUUGAGAAGAGACAAUUAAUAAUAGUAUAUCCACUUACUGUAAUGUAAUGUAAUGGUAAAGUUAAGCUUGCACCUCGCCUCCCUGAAAUAGUGAGUUGAAAGAUGUACAAAUCAGAAAAAAGAUUAAAAUCAGCAAAACAUGACUCAACAGGUUGAGAGACUGAGUGAGCAGCUACUCUUAGGUGUUACUGUUAUUUAUUGUAUUUAUGUUGAGUUGUGACAUGAAUGAACUGGACAUGAGCUGAAAUCAUCUCUAGUCCAGUUACAAAGAGGAGGACGAGGGAGCAGACAUCUAAACGCCACUUUACAGAGAACACGCAACAUUCACCUCCUGCUAAUUACAAUUAUUUCUUACUUUUUAUCUCUUUGUACUUUAUUGGACCAUUGUUAAUCUAUUUUCUCAUUAUUCAUGUAUUUAAUGGAUUGAAAUUUGUGUAUUUAGAUUUUACAUAUUUUCACUGCCAACCUCUUGUGAGUGAGCUAAAUAAACCAGAUACUGUUAUUGAA